UUAUACCCGUUAGCUUGCGGCAUUUUGGUUAAAAAGUUUGUGAAGUGAAAAAAUCUAAUGAAACUGAAUACGAGGUUCACUUGAAUUAACAAGUCAGCUUGUUCAAAAUAUUGAAAUCUAAAGUCGUGAAACUUGUCCUAACCGUUUUACUAAUAAUUUGUAAGAAUUAGAAAGUGUUUUGAAGGAAAAAAGUUCACAGAGUUCUACGCUGUAGUUUGUUGGCGAAUGAGGAGCAAAAAUGGCCGAUGGCGUGGAUAUUGAUUUAUAUGCCGAUGAUCUCGAGCAGGAUUUUAAUCAAAAUAAUGACGAAUUUGGUGGCGACGGGAACGAUUUGUAUGACGAUGUUAUUACACCUUCCGGAGAUCAUAAUAGGAACAAUUCCAGUACUGGUGCCUCGUUGGACAGGAUGGAUGGAAUGGACACGAAUGGUGGCUACCAUCACCAUGGGUCAGGAUCCAUGAACCAUAUUGCCCGUAGACAUCAGUUGUAUGUAGGAAAUUUGUCAUGGUGGACAACGGAUCAAGAUAUUGCGGAUGCAAUUACUGAUGUGGGAGUGAAUGAUUUCCAGGAAGUGAAAUUUUUCGAAAAUCGAGCUAAUGGUCAAUCUAAAGGAUUCUGUGUGGUUUCAUUGGGUUCGGAAAACAGCAUGCGUUACGUGAUGGAGCGUUUACCGAAGAAAGAAUUGUAUGGACAAAAUCCAGUUGUAACUCUUCCAACGAAGCAAGCAUUGAAUCAAUUUGAAAGUCAACAGAAAACAAGACCCACUCCACCGGCGCAAGGGCAAACUAAUGGUCCAAGACCUCCUGGUCCCAAUAUGGGUAUGGGGAUGGGGAUGGGUGGUCCCGGUGGUUCUCACGGGGGCCCGGGUGGUCCCGGAGGACCAGGAGGCCCUGGUAUUGGAGGUCCACCGCGUAUGAGUAUGGGAAUGGGACCCAAUAUGCCACCUGGUAUGAGACCGCCUCAUAAUCAUCCAAUGCAAGGACCAAUGCACAUGCAAGGUCCACCAGGGCCCGGAGGUCCUCCUAGACCGCAGGGACCACCGAUGCACCAAGGAAACGGACCGCCCCAGCAAGGACACCCGCGAUUCCAAAAUCAAGGUCAAUGGAAUGGACCUCCACGAAUGAAUGGUCCAAGGCCGGGUGGACCUGGUCCAAUGCAGCAUAGACCGCAAAUGGUAAAUAAACCGCAUUACCAAUCACAGAGAUCACAGAGAUUCAUGGAUUAUGCUGGACCGCCGUCUCGUGGACCCCGGCCAGAUUGGAAUGGUCCACCGAUGCACGGAGGACCCGGGUUUCCGCCAGGGCCACCUGGUCCUAGACAAGGUCCACCACAUAUGCAAGGACCGGGACGUGGUCCUCCGAUGGGUGGUGGUCCACACGGUCCAGCACCACAUGUAAAUCCAGCAUUUUUCAACCAAGGAGGCGGUCCUCCGUCUCAUCCCAACGGAGGACCAGUUCCCCAUGGUCCUCCUGCUGGGCAAGGUCCUCCACAACAAUUCAAUCCACAGGGUGGAGCCGCACCUCGUGGACCGUGGCCUCCAGGUCCUAGCGGUAAGCCACCAGGAGGUCAGUUCCCUGAGCAUGGGGUGACGCCACAAUUGAGUGAGGCAGAGUUUGAAGAGAUUAUGACACGGAAUCGUACUGUUAGCAGCUCAGCUAUUGCUAGAGCCGUAUCGGAUGCCGCAGCUGGAGAAUAUUCGAGUGCGAUCGAAACGCUGGCCACGGCUAUAUCCCUUAUCAAACAAUCUAAGGUAGCUCACGAUGAACGUUGUAAGAUUUUGAUCAGUUCCUUGCAAGAUACGUUGCACGGUAUCGAAACGAAGAGCUACAGCAGACGGGAACGGUCCCGGUCUAGAGAUCGUUCUUCACAUCCUCGCUCUAGGUCACGUCGAGAAAGGUCUAGUUCGCGUGGCUAUCGUGAACGUUCUAGAGAAAGAGACCGUAGCGAACGAGACCGCGAUAGAGAUCGCGAGAGGGAUGGCUCAAGGCGUUCUCGUCCACGCAACAAGACACCGGAGACAACUACUGACAAUUCAACUGACAACACUAAGCGCUACUACAAUGACGACCGCUAUAGGUCAUCGGAUCGUGACCGUGAGCGAGAUCGAGAUCGCGAACGUAGGGAGGAACACCGAUCACGUCAUUAAAGUUCAAUUUUUGCAUCAUACGUACAUUAACAUACAAAAACCACGUCCCAUGUUGGAUCCCACUUCUCAUGUUGCGAAGGUGAAUGCAACAAACAACAAAAUCCGUGCCCAUUCUAUACAACUAAUGUGGAGGAAUUUUUCCGAAUGAUUGAACUCUCAUUACUACUGCAGUUCUUUAUGAGAAGUGUUUUAAAAUUCUACCAAAUGUAUCCUUACCCUUCGGUCACCCUCUCAAACAUUUUAGAGCAUAGGAAUAAUGUUGAAAUAACUGUCACCAUACGCGAAGGGCUAACAUUCAUUGAUCAUAAUUUUGUGGAACUUUUUCUGUACCCAUUUGCUGGGUAUCGAGCACCACAAUGAAGUAGCAUAAUAAGUGUGGAUUUAAUCUAUCCAUAUCUAGUAGAUGAAGUUACGAAAAAUUACUCCAUAAUAGAGCAUAACGAAUCCUUAACACUGGAUGAAGUUCUCUGCAUCGAAUGUCACUUCCAUCCGUUUCUUUAUCCGCAAUUACCAACCAGCUGAAACAAGGAUUCGCAUGCAUACGGCUUGUAACAGUUAAUAGUCGAUCAACGUCCGCAGUAUUCCGUAUUCGUCAGCCCGAAACAAAGUAGCGGAGCGAUAUGGCAGCCUGUCACCACGUUAUCGGAUCGGAGUUUUGCUGAAGGAAGAAUUAGAAGAUUGUAUUGAAUAAUUGAUUGAUUAAACUAAUAACAAUGAUAUUCCAAAAAGAACAAAAAACAUUUAUUGUGUAUUUCUAUUGUACAUUAAGAAACAAAUUAUAAUAUUUUAGGAUAGCUAUGUUUUCGUUUAUUUUGAUUUUUUUUUAAAUAUUUUUGUUUUAAUUUAAAUCUGUUUUGGAUUAUUUUUAUUUCGUUCUAUUUAUUUUAUACAUACUCUCGAAAUUGUUACUCCUGAACUUGCAUUUCUAAUAUGUAUUACAAGCAAGGUACUGUAAAUAGUAACGAAAAGACUGACUGCAUUGUAUGACCUAUAAUUAUAUGAUUCGUAUACUGUCCAUAUACGCAUUUUUGUCUCCACAGCCUGUAAGAAGGUAGAUGACUAUAAUUUUGAAUCCGCACCGUGCAGAAAUAUUUUAUAAACUCAAAUAUCUCCAGACUCCAAAACAAAUAGAUUAAGCCAAAACAAACGUAUGUAUGUAGCAAGAAGUUUUGUAAUUCUCAUUAAGUGCUCCAGAACAUAGUCGAAGUUUAACUAUGUUACAUUACUUUCGUAUAUGGGCGGUAUUCGGUUAUUAAGAAACAUUGAUACCUGUAUAAAAUUCUGUGAUAAUGUUUCCAUUGUUUCACGAUUACAGCAAUACUAAAUGCUAAAUUUAUCCGAAUACGAAAUGUGAUCACUGAGUCGUGCGAUUAGAAAACUUCACUAGAUGCAAUCCUCACAACUCAAUUCAAAUUGCACUUUUGAUUGCACUGUAGCUUACGGACUCGUACGACACAGUCGUGCCAGAUUGUUUUUAACAAUUUAAAAAAAUAAACUGUCCAAGCUUCCAUGUGAGAUAGAGAAGUAACACUACAAACUGUGAACAUUCAGUUUUUGUUCUGAAAAAUAUUGCUUAAUAAUUGUGCAAACUUUCCGAAUGUAGAAACCCCAAGCCAUGUCCGUCCGCUUGUUAUUGCGAUCAAAAUUAGCAGAAUAUAGUUAUUUUAAUCAUUUUAUCGCCAUUUUGUAACCAUAACGAGUAAAUUUGAAAACAGCACGUAUCACAACUGUAAGACAUCACUGGGAAAAUCACUGAGCACAACCAUAUAACUUGUGUUAAAUAGAACAUUUAUAUUCACUAACCUAUUGGUUUUCUUAAAGAACAGCUUACAUAAUUUUUCCGUAACCUAAUAUAUGGCCCAUAAACCUUUAUUUGAUUUUUAUACAAUCAUCGAACCUAGUUUUAAAACCGAUUAUAAAACGAUUCACUUAGCUAAACUCAGAUCCACAAGGCAUUGCUAAAGACAGGUUAGUAGCAACAAAACUUUUUCUGAAUGUAUUAUCUACUUUUUUGUAAGUGAAUCUGGAAUUAAUAACUAUGCCAAGCCAAUAAAAAACAUAAAUGUUAUUCAAACAAUAUAAUAAA
This is a messenger RNA of Malaya genurostris, 4232 nucleotides long. RefSeq names its product cleavage and polyadenylation specificity factor subunit 6 (gene Cpsf6). The coding region runs from base 239 to 2146 and encodes 635 amino acids. The transcript has 6 exons. Lineage: Eukaryota; Metazoa; Arthropoda; Insecta; Diptera; Culicidae. Gene Ontology annotation, biological process: mRNA alternative polyadenylation. Gene Ontology annotation, molecular function: mRNA binding. Gene Ontology annotation, cellular component: mRNA cleavage and polyadenylation specificity factor complex. The record is from RefSeq and is a predicted model, not a curated record.